This is a messenger RNA of Corylus avellana, 2926 nucleotides long. The record is from RefSeq and is a predicted model, not a curated record. NCBI's taxonomy places the organism in Eukaryota, Viridiplantae, Streptophyta, Magnoliopsida, Fagales, Betulaceae.
AUGACUCAAUUGAGCCUUUUUGAGAUUGCGUAUGGGCAGAACCCAUCGGCAGUGCUUGACUUAGCAUCCAUUUCCCGUAUUGGUCGAUUGAGUAUUAAGGCUGAUGAGAUGGCAGAUUAUCUUCGAGAAGUUCAUGACCAAGUUAAGAAAGCGAUAGAAGAUAGCAAUGUCAUUGACCUCACCCGCAACUACCUUAACGGUUCAAUCCCUCAGGGAUGGGGUUCUUCCCCAAAGCUGGUCAACAUUUCCCUUCUUGGAAACCGGUUAACGGGUCCUAUCCCCAAAGAGCUGGCAAACAUCACAACUCUCAAAAGCUUUGUGGUGGAGUUCAAUAAUCUUUCCGGAAAUCUUCCUCCAGAGCUUGGCAAUAUGUCCUCCAUAGAAAGAUUCUUCCUCACCUCGAAUAAUUUUACUGGGGAGCUUCCUGAUUCAUUUGCAGGGCUUAACACAUUGAAGGACUUUCGGAUCGGAGACAAUCACUUUUCUGGAAAGAUACCCAAUUAUAUUCAAAACUGGACAAACCUUACUAAAUUAGUGAUUCAGGCAAGUGGUUUGAACGGGCCAAUUCCCUCUGGCAUUGCUCAUUUGGAAAGUUUAACUGACUUGAGAGUUAGUGACAUGCAUGGAUCUGAACAACCUUUUCCACCACUUGAUAAUCUGACAAAGUUGAAAACAUUGAUAUUGAGGAGUUGCAAUGUUACAGGAAAGCUACCUGACUAUCUCGGGAAAAGGACAAAGCUGAAAACCUUAGAUCUCGGCUUUAACAAGUUAAGUGGAAAAAUUCCAAGCAGCUUUUCUGGUCUAUUCAAUGCAACUUACAUAUAUUUAACCGGCAACUUGCUAACUGGAGAAGUGCCUGUUCUUAUGCUGAGAGCGAACUACACUGAUCUUUCAUAUAACAAUUUUACAGUUGGAGAAUCAGAGCAAUCAAGAUGUCAAACAAGUAGAGUGAAUCUAUUUUCAACCUCUUUGAUUGGAGAUAACUUUGGCCUGGGUUUGUGUUUGAAAAGCUUUAAAUGUCCUCAUCGAAAAUCAUACAAACUUCAUAUAAAUUGCGGUGGAGAAGAAGUAACGACAAUUAAUGGAAGUAUUCCAUAUGAUGCUGAUAUAGAACAAGGUGGACCUUCAAAAUUCUACAAGAGUCCACAAAACUGGGCAUUUAGCAACACUGGUCACUUCUUGGAUGAUAAUCGCCCAAAUGACGAUUAUAUUUUGCAAAAUCUAUCCACACUCUCUAUGGUCAACCCUAAACUGUACAUGAAAGCACGCCUUUCUCCUGUCUCUCUUACUUAUUAUGCUUUUUGCUUGGGAAAUGGAAAUUACACUGUAAACCUCCAUUUUGCGGAGAUUGCUUUUACUGAUGACAAAACAUAUAGCAGCUUGGGAAGGCGUAUAUUUGAUAUUUACAUUCAGGGAAAGCUGGUAUGGAAGGAUUUCAACAUUGUACAAGAGGCUGGUGGAGUUGGUAAGGCAGUAAUUAAAAAUUUUACUGCUGUUGUGACUAGUAAUACCUUGGAGAUCCGUUUCUAUUGGGCUGGGAAGGGGACAAUUUCUAUCCCGAAGAGAGGAGUCUAUGGUCCUCUUAUUUCAGCUAUUUCUGUGGAACCUGACUUUACACCACCAUUGGAAAAUGGUAUAUCUCUAGGUGCAAAGGUCGGGAUUGUCGCUGCUUCUAUUAUAAUUUUGGUUUUGGGUAUCCUCUGGUUGAAAUGCUAUCUACAAAAAAGUAAGAUGGAACAAGAUUUAAAGGAUUUGAACUUGCAAACUAGUACAUUCACCUUAAGGCAAAUCAAAGCUGCAACAAAUAACUUUAAUGCUGCAAAUAAAAUUGGGGAAGGUGGUUUUGGUUCUGUUUAUAAGGGCCUUUUGUUAGAUGGCACCAUAAUUGCAGUCAAACAGCUUUCUUCAAAAUCAAAGCAAGGGAAUCGAGAGUUUGUGAAUGAGAUAGGCACGAUUUCUGCUUUGCAACACCCUCAUCUUGUGAAGCUAUAUGGAUGUUGUAUUGAAGAAAAUCAAUUGUUACUAGUAUACGAGUACAUGGAAAAUAAUAGUCUCGCUCGUGCUUUGUUUGGGCCAAAAGAGCAUGCCUUGAAAUUGGAUUGGCCAACAAGACAAAAGAUUUGUGUUGGCAUUGCAAGAGGUUUGGCUUAUCUCCAUGAGGAAUCAAGAUUAAAGAUUGUUCAUAGAGACAUCAAGGCUACCAAUGUCUUGCUUGAUAAAAAUCUCAACUCUAAGAUAUCUGACUUUGGUUUAGCCAAGCUUGAUGACGAAGAUAAUACUCACAUAAGCACCCGAGUUGCUGGAACUUAUGGAUACAUGGCACCUGAAUAUGCAUUGCGGGGUUAUUUGACUGACAAAGCAGAUGUAUAUAGUUUUGGAGUUGUUGCCUUGGAAAUUGUUAGUGGGAGGUGCAAUAGUACUAGUUACCUGGCAAAGCCGGAAUCUUUCCAUCUUCUUGAUUGGGCACUGUUUUUAAAAGAGAAAGAGAGUUUAUUGGAACUGGUUGAUCCAAGGUUGGGCUCUAACUACAAGAAAGAAGAGGUUAUGGUGAUGAUCAAUGUGGCUCUCUUAUGCACUAAUGCUUCUGCAGCAAUCAGGCCUGCCAUGUCUUCGGUGGUGAGCAUGCUUGAGGGCGGCACUAUUGUUCCAGAGUUGGUUUUAGAUCCAAGUGUCUCAAAUAAGGAAAUGAAAGAGGCAAUGUGGGAGCAUUUUCAACAAAUUAAAGAACAUAAUAUGCAUGCGAGCCAAAUAGAGAGUGUUUCUUCUAGAUUGAUACAGAGUACAUCAAUGGAUGGCCCAUGGACUGCUUCUUCUACAUCUACCGUUGAUCUAUAUCCAGUCAAUUUAGAUUCUACUUACUUGGAGAAAAGACCUUAGAAAGUUGAAGGAGCUCGAUAUCUCAGUUUGGUCACCAAAAUAAAUUUUA